UACAGCGAUUGUUGAAAUUCUGUUUAGUCGGCUUUGAUAUUGUCACAAUGAUGAGUCGUAUUUAUUGUUCCAUAUUUUUACUGGGUUUGCUCCUGCCCUUGACAACCGCACGCCACGCCAAGUUCUUCAGAAAGGAUUAUACUUACAUCAAAGAAUUGGAUGCUUUUUAUAAAGUUCAUUGGGAUUUAAGUGGGGAUUCUUGGGAUUCGGCUUUUCUAGCAUGCAAUGAUGAAGAGGCAAAUCUAUUCUACCCGAAAGAGAGAGAAGAAUGGGAUUCAGUUAAGAGUUUGAUGCAGGAUAUGAAGGAACAACCAAAUGUUACUGACAUUUUUGUUGGAUUUCAUAACAAGUUUCGACUAGGAGAAUUUAUAACAGUUGAUGGCCAUGCUACGCCAUAUCCAUUGAUUGAGGAUGCAAUUGAUGAUUCAAUGGACCAAUGUAUUCUGAUGGAUACAAAUACUGGGAACUUCAGAAUCAGUGACUGUUUAAUGGGCCCAGAACCGCCGCUGCCGUUCUUGUGCAAGAAAGAGACACACGACGACAUAUCAUGUCCAACUAUUGACAAAGCCUACAAAUACUUGAAAGAAUUAAGAAAAUGUUACAAAGUUAAUAAAACGCCGAAACUAUGGUCUGAGGCGGUAAAAACUUGUUUUUUUGAGGGAGGAAUGUUGGUGUUACCAGAAACUCAAGACGAACUACGGAAAUUAAGCCAAUUCGUAGAUCCUGGCACUUAUUCUUCGGGAUUUCGAAAGUUAUAUCCUAGAGAGGAAUAUUACACAUUAACAGGUCAGAAGUUUAAUGGUGAUAUUGUCAGUGAAGAACCUCAAUACAAUCCAUAUGGUCAGAUUAUAAAUAUAUCGAGUAAUUGUGGUGCUAUUGCAAUAUAUGGUUCAGAUCCAAAGUGGUCCACAAUAUCGUGCGACUCUGCUAAACCAUUCAUUUGUCAGAUGGAAAUAUCCAAAUAUUGAGAUAAGUAAGUACA
This is a messenger RNA of Trichoplusia ni (cabbage looper), 982 nucleotides long. RefSeq lists its product as uncharacterized. NCBI's taxonomy places the organism in Eukaryota, Metazoa, Arthropoda, Insecta, Lepidoptera, Noctuidae. Gene Ontology annotation, cellular component: external side of plasma membrane. The record is from RefSeq and is a predicted model, not a curated record. Gene Ontology annotation, molecular function: carbohydrate binding. Bases 48 to 968 code for a protein of 306 amino acids. The transcript has 5 exons. Gene Ontology annotation, biological process: biological process involved in interspecies interaction between organisms.